Messenger RNA from Camellia sinensis, 2538 nucleotides. Its product is annotated as DPP6 N-terminal domain-like protein. NCBI's taxonomy places the organism in Eukaryota, Viridiplantae, Streptophyta, Magnoliopsida, Ericales, Theaceae. The record is from RefSeq and is a predicted model, not a curated record.
AAACCACCACAAAAACAACCCUCCCGAUUCCCAAAACCAACCAAUAAUUUCUCCCCUCUCUCUCUCUCUCUCAGCCUCAAAAAUGGAUUCAACACACAUUAGUAGAUGACUGAGAGAGAUAUCAGAGCAGAAACAAUGAAAUCCAUGAACAAGCCUCUCUGUUUCUUCUUCUUCAUCAUCAUCAAUCUCCUCCUAUCCUAUAGUUGGGCAGCAGACCAUGAAUCCCUAAGCACUCGCACCAGCAUAGUAUUCGCUACAUUCGGUCGAUCAAGCUAUGCCUUCGACAUCUACACUCUCCCAAUACAACAACCCAACUCUACUCAAUUCAACCCCCCCAUCGAAUUCCAGAUCACCGAUGGUCACUCCGUCAACUACAACGGUCACUUUCCCUCUCCAUCAUCGACCUCCACUCUCCUCUCUCUCACCUCAACAACCACCCCAUCAUCACCACCUCCCCUCCUCCUCAUCUACGUCACCGAACGCAACGGAUCAUCGUCCCUAUUCCUCGACGCACUCUAUUACGACGGUCCCGAUAUCACCAGAAAAAGAUCUACCCUCCAAAUCCCAACUAGGGUUCAAGUACCUCUUCUGAUCACCAAUCAACCAUCCAACGGCCUGAUUUCCAUGAAAGAUAAACCCAGUUUGGUGGGUGAUUACUUAAUUUACGUUUCGACUCACGAGGACUCGGGCGUGCCGAGGACGAGUUGGGCUGCUGUCUACUCGACUCAGCUCAAAACCGGGUUGACUCGGAGACUGACGCCUUAUGGGGUGGCUGAUUUUAGCCCCGCCGUGUCGCCGUCGGGGGUUUGGACGGCGGUGGCGUCUUCCGGAGAGAGAGGAUGGAGGGGUGAGGUGGAAGAGCUUGACACUGAUGUUUAUGUGUUCAGGACUGAAGACGGAUCGGACCGAGUCAAGGUGGUGGAUCACGGUGGGUGGCCGAGUUGGGCUGACGAUUCGACUCUGUACUUUCACCGGAGGAGUGAGGAUGGGUGGUGGAGUGUUUACAGAGCGAGUCUUCCUAAAGAUAUGGUGCAAAUUAGUGUUGACUCGGUUGUGACUCAACGAGUCACCCCACCGGGUCUUCACGCCUUCACUCCUGCGGCUUCGGUGGCUAACAAGAAUUUCAUUGCUGUGGCAACGAGACGACCCGAUUCAGAGUUUCGCCACAUAGAACUCUUCGACGUCGUUUCUAAAGAGUUCACUGAGGUUACCCGGCCCGUUUCGCCAAAUUAUCACCAUUUAAACCCGUUUAUCUCACCCGAUUCGACACUAGUCGGAUACCAUAGAUGUAGAGGGAGCGACAAUGGAAGAAAAGGUAACAACUUGUUACUCGAAAACAUUCAAAGCCCAUUACCCGAAAUCUCUCUAUUUCGGAUUGAUGGGUCAUUUCCUUCUUUCUCACCCACGGGUGACCGUAUCGCUUACGUGAAGUUCCCGGGACUCUACGUGGUGAAACGGGAUGGGUCGGGCCUGCGUCAGGUAUUUACCGGAACUGCCUUUGCGACUGCUUGGGAUCCGACAAGGAAGGGAGUGGUGUACACAAGUGUGGGUCCCACAUUUGAGUCAGAGAGCACGAAAGUUGAUGUAAUCUCUAUUAAUGUUGAUGAUGACGAAGAAUCAAGUUACAAAAAACUGACCACGGGUGGUGAAAACAAUGCAUUUCCAUCUCCUUCACCCGAUGGGAAGUGGCUUGUGUUUCGAUCGGGUAGGUCGGGUCACAAGAACUUAUAUAUAAUGGAUGCGCUUGAUGGAGAGAAGGGUGGGCUCUACAGGCUUACAGAGGGCCUAUGGACGGACACGAUGUGCAAUUGGUCCCCUGAUGGUGAUUGGAUCGUUUUUGCAUCGGAUCGGGAAAAGCCCGGUUCAGGGAGUUUUGAAUUAUACAUGGUUCACCCAAAUGGGACUGGGCUGAAGAAGUUGGUCCAUAGCGGGUCUAGUGGGCGGGCCAACCACCCGUGGUUCAGCCCGGAUGGAAAAACUAUUGUGUUUACCACAGACUAUGCUGGGGUGUCGGCUGAACCAAUCUCGAACCCACAUCAGUAUCAACCCUACGGCAGUAUCUUCACCAUCAGCACGGACGGUUCUGGGAUAAGGAGAUUGACUCAUAACUCAUUUGAGGAUGGAACCCCAGCUUGGGGACCCAAAUUCAUGAAGCCCGUUGAUGUAGAGCACCGAACUGAUGGACCACAAUGCUCCUUUGAUGAUUGUCACUGGCUAAGUAAAUUUCCGAACCAUAGUGUAGAGUUUGCACCCUAUGUCUCAAUGAAGGUCCAAUGUGGUCAGUGAAUUGGGAUUUGGCACAAGAGGCUUCUGUUCUAUUUUAUUUGUUUUCGUGUAGUACCACUACACAUCUUCAGAAGUUGGGCAAGUUGGCCGCCUUGUUGUACUGUAAUGUAGUUAGCUAUAUGUUGUAAAUAGGGAGGGAGAGAGAGAGAGUAUUGUCUGUAAAUAUUCAUAUAUAUAAAUAAAUGGAGCCAGAGAGAGUAUUCUGUAAAUAUUCAUAUAAAUAAAUAAAUGGAGCCAAUGUUUAUAGUCACU